AUGAAACUCAAGUCAUUCGCCACCUUUGGUACCUUUCUCUGCACAUCGCGUGUAACUCUCGCAAACUCUGGAGUCCUUGACCAGAUCUCCCUUAUUUAUGAGUUUCCAAACAAUACUUGGGUGGAGAAUAUCGCUGCUAGAAAUAACGGGGAACUUCUCUUGUCAAUUGUUGGAACACCACAACUAUUCACCAUUGACCCCUCGGCUCCCAGCCCCAGACAGCCGGUUUUGAUUCAUGAGUUUACAGACUCUCUUGACGUGUUUGGCAUUGCAGAAUACCAGACCGACAGGUUUGCUGUUCUGACUGGGAACUUCUCAUUUGAGACUGGGGAUUUAGGUCUUGGAUCUUGGGCUGUAUGGAGCGUGGACUUGAAUGGAGUCAAAAUCUCAAUACAAAACGAAGAGCCGACGCUAUCUUCAACUCCAAAAGUUGCAAAAAUCGCCGAUAUACCGCCUGCACAAAUUUUGGACGGCCUCACUCUGCUAUCUCAAAAGCAGCAAAGACUUCUGAUGGGCGACCUAAGCGCUGGGGUGAUAUAUCGACUGGAUAUUGGGUCGGGAGAUGUUGCAACUGUAUUAAAUGACACUUUCACUGCUGCUGUUCCAAUCCCGCAUUUUGCCCCUUCCGGGGUUGACGGACUACAUGUGCGAAAUGGCGAGUUAUUCUUCUCAAACGUGGGCCAGCAAAAGCUCUUUAAAGUUCCCAUUGAUGAAGACGGUACGCCCUCUGGACCUGUCACGGUUGUGGCAAGUGCACUCUCGACCCUGGAUGGAUAUGAUGACUUCACGUUCGAUUGCGCUGGUAAUAUCUUCGUAACAACUGGAGGCGGAAACUCAAUUGAAAUGAUCUCUGCCGAUGGUAGUCAACAAGUCAUUAUCGCUGGCGAUGUCAAUUCGACUGCAAUUGCAGAGCCAACGUCUUGUGUGUUUGGUCGCGGCUUACAUGAUAAAAAUGUGCUGUAUGUUGUCACUGCUGGAGGACUUGGUUUACCAGUCAAUGGAGAUACUAUCAUCGGAGGCCAACUUGUGGCUGUUAAAACCACUUCAAUUGGAUCUGCUUGCUAA
Messenger RNA from Trichoderma harzianum CBS 226.95, 1065 nucleotides. RefSeq lists its product as hypothetical. The record is from RefSeq and is a predicted model, not a curated record. Lineage: Eukaryota; Fungi; Ascomycota; Sordariomycetes; Hypocreales; Hypocreaceae. The transcript has a single exon. Bases 1 to 1065 code for a protein of 354 amino acids.